UUGUCCAAGAAUAUUCAUAUUCGCAGCACGAUUUAGCGGCAUCCACACAGCGUGUUUUGCAGCGACGCAAAAACAACAUGGAAUGCCCAAUCAAUCCGGCCGAGCUGCAAAAGCUUAAGGUUUUCAUUAACCUAUGCCAGAUGACCCCGCAGUUGCUCAACCUGCCACAGCUGGACUUUUUGAAAGCAUUCAUCGUCAGCUUGGGCGGAAAGGUACCGGAAGGGCAGCCGGAUCUUGGCAAUAUGGGUGGUGCCCAAAAACCAACUCCUCCACCAUCGACGGAGAAGAAACAAAAAGAAGAGGCACAACCAGAAGUGGUCGAGUCCGAUCCGGAAUCUGACCUCGAGCUCGACAACGAGGGCUGUGUAGAGCCAGACACCGAACCGGACCAGCCGAUGGGAGAUGCCUCGAAGGAGCCGUCGGAAGAAGAGUACGAUCAAGCAAACGAUCUGCGAUCACAGGCGGCCAUGGCGUACAGUGAGCAGAACUACGACGGUGCCAUCAAACUAUUCACCGAUGCCAUUCAACUAAACCCGAAGAGCGCACUGUACUACGCUAAGCGUGGCCAAACAUACCUGAAGCUGCAGAAACCGAAUGCCUGCAUCCGCGAUUGCAAUCGAGCACUGGAGAUCAACCCCGAUUCCGCGACUGCGUACAAAUUCCGCGGACGUGCCAAUCGCCUGCUCGGACUUUGGGAGGAAUCGGCCAAGGAUCUGCGCCAGGCCUGCAAACUGGACUUUGACGAGGAAGCCGACGAAUGGUUGAAAGAGGUGACUCCGAACGCGAAAAAGAUCGCGCAGCACAAACAAAAGCAGGAACGCCGCCGACAGGAACGGGAGUUCCGCGAGCGCCAAGAACGUGUGCGGAAGGCUCAGGAAGCAAAUCGCAAAGCGGCCGAAGAUGCUAGCACUGGAGGAGCUCCAGGUGGCAUGCCGGGCGGAGGCCCAGGUGGUAUGCCCUUUGGUGGGGAUAACGCAGACUUUUUGAAUGCUUUUAGCGAUCCGGAGGUAUCAGCGGCCAUGUCGGAUAUCCUUACCAACCCGGCCAACAUUAGCAAGUAUCAGAACAACCCCAAAAUCAUGUCUCUCCUCUUGAAGCUGGGUACAGGGGCAGGUGCAGGAGUCGGUGGAUUCCCCCGAUUCGGUGGAGGUGCCGGAGGUUUCCCUGGUUUCGGUGGAGGCGCCGGAGGAUUCCCUGGAUUCGGUGGCCCUGAUGCUGACGCUGGUGCGGGAGCUGGAGCCGGAGCCGGAGCUGGAACCGGGACCGGAGCUGGUGCAGGGGCAGCCUCUGGAGGUAGUGGGGCCCGCGUUGACGACCUGGAUUAAAUGUUCCCGCUCGAUUACCUUAUCUCAAGCAUACGCGUGCGAGCACCCAAAGGCCAGCAGCAUUUUAUAUUGAUACAUUUACCAAAAGGCGUGCCAGCUUUCGCGCCAAGUUUUCGUUGUUUCUAUAUUGCGCUCAUCAAUCAAAAAAAAGGAUGGAACGUAAUUUAACUUACAGUACAGCAUUCACAUUAACCGGUAUAGUAACACCAUACUCGAAUUUCCAAACUGGCAAUAGCGCACCGCGGAUAUGAUACGUAAUGAAGCAAUUUAGCAAUACUUGGAGCUCAGUUCGGCAGCGAGAUGCGCUGUACCAUACACAAAGAAUAUGAACAAAACACCAUUCAUUGACGAU
This is a messenger RNA of Anopheles nili, 1677 nucleotides long. RefSeq names its product hsc70-interacting protein 1-like. The transcript has a single exon. Gene Ontology annotation, molecular function: protein dimerization activity; Hsp70 protein binding. NCBI's taxonomy places the organism in Eukaryota, Metazoa, Arthropoda, Insecta, Diptera, Culicidae. The record is from RefSeq and is a predicted model, not a curated record. Bases 78 to 1325 code for a protein of 415 amino acids.